UUCACAUCAUCGAUAUUUGGUUCAAGGAGGAAAAAAGUGUUGUCACCAUGCUGGUUUAUCUGAUGUCUGUUGGACUGAUGUGUGGAUUAGCGUCAUCCGAAGCGGCCGUUAACGGUAUAAAACCUUCCAACUUUCUCGGUGGUGCUGAGCAGCACGCGUCCUUCAGUUUUAUUCGUCCAGGAUUAACCCAAACUUCUUAUUCCUUCAAUGGACCGAGCUCUCAUCAGGCAUUCAGCUCGAGCAUCGGGAAUCCACACCUUGCACAGAAGGUUUUUCCAAAUGUUGCGCAAGCACUGGCAUACAGAAAUCCAGGACUCGGUUAUUUCCCAACAUCACCCGUAUCUUCCGCAUACGCAUCAUCGCCCUACGUGCCGACGAUUUCUCAACAAGCCCCCCCACAGUUUUUGCCUUAUCAACAAUCACAAUUGGAUCCGGCAACACUAGCUUACUAUCAGGCUCAACAAUUUUCCCAGAAUUCCCACUUGCAAACUCAAUCUGAGGCGUAUCAGGCGCAGCUGAAUCAGCUGUUGGCCCAACGCCAAGCGCAAUUACUUCAACUGCAGUCGCAGGGUCAAGCGACACUGCAGAACCAGCAGAUUCCUGAGCAAGCUGCAUCCCAACGCCCCCAAGAAACCCAGAAUUUACUUGGUGUAGCCUAUUCAUCAGCUCCAUCCGUUGCACAUGUUAAAGUCACUGGGAAUGGAUACAAAUUCGAUUUCUGA
Diachasma alloeum is the source of this 722-nucleotide messenger RNA. RefSeq names its product mediator of RNA polymerase II transcription subunit 15-like. Bases 48 to 722 code for a protein of 224 amino acids. The transcript is spliced from 4 exons. NCBI's taxonomy places the organism in Eukaryota, Metazoa, Arthropoda, Insecta, Hymenoptera, Braconidae. The record is from RefSeq and is a predicted model, not a curated record.